Messenger RNA from Planococcus citri (citrus mealybug), 1031 nucleotides. It is a transcript of the gene mRpL46, whose product is annotated as mitochondrial ribosomal protein L46. Gene Ontology annotation, cellular component: mitochondrial large ribosomal subunit. The transcript has a single exon. Gene Ontology annotation, molecular function: structural constituent of ribosome. NCBI's taxonomy places the organism in Eukaryota, Metazoa, Arthropoda, Insecta, Hemiptera, Pseudococcidae. The record is from RefSeq and is a predicted model, not a curated record. Bases 160 to 984 code for a protein of 274 amino acids.
UCGGUAAACUGACAACAGGAACAUUGUUAUCAGUUUUGAGUUUUCAUUAUUUUUAAAUCACUCUAAUUUGAAUAAUAUUCAUCGCGUUCGGUUGAAAUUCGAACUCUCGAACCGUAUUAUGAUCAUUAUUGCUUGAAUUGAAUCAACUACGUCGAAGUCAUGUUCUGCCGUAAACCCGUUUUCCUGAACGUGAUCCUGAAGACCAUCAAACCGGUACGAAACUCCAGCAACCUAGUCAACGAAACGAAAGAAAAAUGGGAAAUAUUCUGCGGCGUUUGCUUAGAACGUAAACCAACAAUUAGCAGACCACUGAACAAAUUAGAAACAUCAUUCUCCAAAAUGCUGCAGGAACUGGAACUAGAAAACAGUGUGAAAUCCGAGCACGAAUUACGACACGAAGGUGAUGUAAAAAGAGCCGACGAUAUAGCCAAGAAUAGACUGUCGGUCGAAGAUUUGGAAAAAAACACCGGUCAAACGGCGUUGGAAUUCGAAGACUCGUGUAGAAAAGAACUAGCUCAAUUCACUCCAGCCUCCAGAAUAACCGAAGCUGAUGAAAAGAACGAUGUGAAAUCCACCGAAAGGAAACUAGAUCAGCAUUUGUUGUACAUCGUUAACGUUAAACUGGGCAAAGAACCGGUAUGGAUUUUACCUCAAGAUAUCGUUAAAGAAGAUGAAAAUUUAAAAACCGCUGCCGAAAGAAUAUUAUCGGAGAAGUUUGGUGCUGGUGUCAAAGCCAAGUUCUUGGGGAAUGCUCCUUGCGGUUUUUAUAAAUACAAGUACCCGAAGGUUAUUCAAGAGAAAGAGAAUGCCACCGGAGCGAAGGUUUUUUUCAUGAAAGCUUUGUAUUUAGGAGGAAGUGUCGAUAAAAAUAUUGAUAAUUAUAAUUGGGCGACCAGAAAUGAACUUCCGGAUAAAUUCGUUGAUAAAUAUUAUAACGCUGUUCAUAGUUUUCUAAUCGAUGACGAACCUGUAGAUUUAUCGUAAUAGUGUAUUAUUUUGUUAAAUAAAUUUGAUAAUGUUUUAGAAGGUUA